AUGCGCUGGAUCAUAUUGUUAGCUCUCACUUGGUCCGCCAGUUCCCAGCCGGCCGAGUUAUACCCCAGCGUUGACCCAAACCAUUAUGGCGCCGGUAAGUUUUUUUAUCUCAUUUUCUCGGAAAAAAACACAAAUAAAUGUUCAGUGAUAAAUUUAUCGAAAAAUAUUCUAUUAUUUUUACAUAUAUUUUCCAUUGGUUAGACUACAAACACCAGUAAGCGAUUGUAUCGAAAAAAACGCUGCUGAAACUUCCAAUUGACUCAAAUUAGUCCAGGAGUCCUGGAAAAUAAUAGAAAUGUAAUAAACAACUAUAAAAAAAUGAUGAAUAUUUUUCCCAAAGAAUUUUUUUUUUUUUUUCACAUCAGACCAAAUUGUUGUUCAAUCAUAAUUGAACAUAAUCUUCAAGCCGUUUUUUUUUCCUGAAAAUUUGUGAAAAUUGAUUAUUCUCAGACGGAAAUCCUUGUUACGAUCGCCAGACAAGGCAACCGCAACGAUGUGUACCUGACUUCAUCAACGCCGCUUUCAACCUUCAGGUUGAGGUGACGAAUACCUGUGGUGAAAAGAACCCUACCAGGUAAUUUUUUGAAAAUUCAUGGAGGAAAGAAUAUUUAUGUUUCCAAUUGAAAGCAUCCAAAUAGGUCUGAAAACUGCUUUUAAAAAUGUUUAUGCUUCAGAUUUUGCGUUCAAUCCGGUCACACUGGCCAAAGAAGUGUCUGUGAGUACUGCGAUGCUCGCGAUGUUGUUAGUUACUUUCCGGCUUUUUUCGUUUCGUUUUUUUCCAAAAAUUUUUCCAAAGAAAUAAUCCUUUUUUCCAGAUCUUGUCCCACCCUUCCAAGUAUCUCACGGACUUUAACAACGCAAAUAAUGAAACUUGGUGGCAGUCGGACACAAUGAACGAAGGCAUGCAGUUUCCCAAAAGCGUCAAUUUGACUCUAACUCUGGGUUUGAAAAAAAUUGAUAAAAAUGCUCAAGAUAAGUUUUCCAGGAAAAAGUUUUGAUAUCACCUACGUGCGGCUGAAGUUCAUCUCUCCUCGACCGGAAUCGUUCGCGAUUUACAAAAAGACGACGCCUGAGGAUGAAUGGAAACCUUGGCAGUUCUAUUCGUGAGUCUGAUUCUUAUUAUCCCGUGAACUGCUUAGAAAUUAUGUAUGGGCGUUUGGAAGAAUAUAAAAGAAUUUUAAUGAAGACGAGGCGAUAAAUUUUCUUCAAGCGCUUUGACGUCAAGUCUAUCAAAAUUUUUGAUGACUUGUUUUUGGUGCUUAAAAGAGACAAACAAAACAUUUUAUGAUAAGUAUAACUGUUUCAAAUUGCAAAACUUUCUUUUUCCAGUGGCUCCUGCCGUGCUACCUACGGAGUUCCGGAGAAAGCUCCUAUCCUUCCCGGAAACGAGGCUUUUGCUCAGUGCACAAAAGUAUUUCUGUUUUUUUUCUGUCAAGUUCGUGAUUGUUUCCAGGAGUUUUCUGACAUCUCUCCAAUCACCGGAGGAAACAUCGCUUUCUCAACUUUGGAGGGCCGACCUUCUGCCCACGAUUUCGAGAAUUCCAAUGUUCUUCAGGUUUUGGAAGCAUUUCCAUGUGAAAUUCACUGUAUAUUUCUAGGAAUGGGUUACCGCUUCGGCCAUCAAAAUCGUCCUUAACCGGAUGAACACCUUCGGAGAUGAAGUGAGCGUUCUUAUAUUUGGCUCUAAAACCCAGUUUUUUUCUAGGUCUUCGGAGACCCGCAAGUACUUCGGAGUUACUACUACGCUAUUUCUGACUUUGCCGUCGGAGGAAGGUAUAGUUUUUCAUUGGAAAAUGGAGCUUACCAGAUAACUUUGUAGAUGUAAAUGCAACGGCCACGCUUCCGAAUGCGUUGCUUCAUCGAGUUUCGACGGAGAGAAGAGAAUGGUCUGCCGUUGUGAGCACAACACUCAAGGUGAAGAUCGCUUUUUCUUUCAUAGCAGAAAUAUUAAGUGGCGCGAAAUUAAACUACAAAAAGGUUUCCGCGAACACAUUCAGAUUAUUCAUAGAAGAAACAGCAACAAUCAUCUGUUGCCCAAUUCCAGAUAAAUUUAGAAAAUUUCUGGAAAUAGUCCAUUCUUAACAAUUUCAGUUUUGAGGAUGCAAAAAGAGAUGAGAAAAACACUAGACUUGAUUUAUAAAAAAUGUUUCUUGUUUGAAAACAAUUGAAUUCUUCAAGAUUUGAACGUAAUAUAUUUUUUGACGAUAUAUUCUAAUUUUCUUUCAGGAGCGGAUUGUAACGAGUGUCUGCCCUUCUAUCACGAUCGGCCGUGGAAAGCCGGUACCGCUAGUGAGGCGAACGAAUGUAUUGGUAUGGUGGUCUGGUGUGUUAGGGUACUGUAAAUUCCGUUUUACAGCCUGCAACUGCUCGGAACUGUCCAAUCGCUGCUUCUUCGACCAGCAGCUUUACGACCAGACUGGCCACGGAGGACAUUGCAUCGAUUGCCAGGGUAACACUCAAGUGAGUUUUAUGGCUAGUUUGGAUUUGAAUUAGGUUUUCGUGUCUAAACAAUGUUGAAAAGUUACUCAGCGAAAUAGCCAUUUUUGAUUACAAACAAAAAAAAAUUGAAGAGGGAUUUUCCAGGGAGUCCAUUGCGAAGAAUGCGUACCAAAUCAUUGGCGACGAGCUGGCGACAACUAUUGUAUCGACUGUGGCUGUAAUGAGGUGAGAUAUUGAUUCUAGUAAAAGUACUCUCAAAAAGUGUUAUAAGUGCCAAUGAAAAUAUCUAGCUUUUAAACUUAAAUAUCUAAAUCGUAGAACUGAAGCCUGAAGAAUGGACGGUUCUGAAAAACUAAGUGACGUUGAUUUUUGAAAUAGCUUCAGGGUUUAAAGCCAAUUAAAGUCUCGAACCUGCUCUUUUUAAACAUCUUCUCUUCAGGUCGGAUCCCUCUCAACUCAAUGCAACUCCGAGGGUCAAUGUGCCUGCAAACCGGGAGUCGGCGGAAAGUUUUGCGACCAAUGUCUUGAUGGCUUUUAUGACUUUGGACCCAACGGAUGCAAGUAAGACUACAAAACGUGAUUCAGUAUUCAACCAAAAAAUCAAGGAACUGCGGUUGCGAAGCCGACGGAUCUUUCAAUAACUCGCCGCGAUGUGAUCCAGUUUCUGGAACAUGUACCUGCAAGUCUAACGUUGAAGGCCGUCAAUGUGACAAGUGCAAGCCGGGAUAUUUCGAUUUGUCUAAGGACAAUCAGGUCUUAAAUUCUGAAAAAUAUGAAACCAUAAAUAAUAAUUUUAGUUCGGUUGUACGCCAUGCUUCUGCUAUGGUCACUCUUCGAUUUGUACUACCGCUGAUGGAUAUUUUGCUACGAAUAUUUCAAGCAACUUCAACACUGACAAAGAAAAGUGGAUGGCCGCCUCUCGGCUGGGACUUCAAGACUCUCAAUGGGCCGAACUGGAUCAAGCCAUUGCGGUAUGAAAUAAAAUAAAUGAUUGUACUCAUGUUAACAAAAUUAAGGUCUCCGACACUGAAAACCUGCCAGUUUACUUUGUGGCUCCUCAGCAGUACAUUGGCGACCAGAGAAGUAGCUACAACCAAGAUUUAGUGUUCACCUUGAAAGUCACCAAACACGCAGCUGGUCAAGAUGUCCGGUUAGUUUUUUUUCAGAAUUGAGUCUUAGAAUGAAAUGAAUAAAACUUGAAAAACGACCACGAAGGAAUCUAAGCAGUCCUUGAAGGCUCAAAAAAGUCGCACUUUUAUAAAAAAAAAUCAUAAUGUAGCGACACCGCAUACGUUUUAUUUCACCGUGAGCUGUACAAAGUACAUUAAGUAAUUCAAAAAAAUCCAAAAUUUGAUUGAAAAUCGACCUUUCCAAGACUUCAUAUACGCCUUUUCCAGCGACUUGAUCAUUGUUGGUGCUGAUCGUCAAGAACUUUCUACCUCUAUUACUUCUCAAGGCAACCCGAUGCCAUCUACUGAACUUCAAGUUUGUUAAUUAAAAUCUUCUAGGUUAAUUUUUUUUUUGUUCAGACGUACCGCUUCCGACUCCACGCCGACCCCUACUACAACUGGCAUCCAAGAAUCAAUGAGCUGGAUUUUAUUGGAAUUCUCUCCAACAUCACUGCCCUCAAGAUCCGCGGAACUUACUCCUACAGAGGUGAACUUCAAAAUAAAUUUUCGUUUGAAAAAGUAUUUUCAGAUAUUGGUUACCUCGGAGAUUUCCAUUUGGGUAGCGCUGGAGUUGUUGCUUCUGCUGCAGAUCCAAAGAAAGCAACCUGGAUUGAGCAUUGUGAAUGCUUGCCUGGGUAGAAAUCAAAAAGAAAUGCAGAAAUAAACGGGGAAUUUCAGCUUUGUCGGUCAGUUCUGCGAAUCUUGCCAGUCUGGUUACCGCAGAGAAACCCAGUACGGAGGACCUUUUAACCGUUGUAUCAAAUGCGAUUGUCACGGCCAUUCGGACAGUUGUGAGGCGGAAAGUGGUAAGAAUCAGUGAAAUUUUUCGACAAAAUUAUUGAAUUUCAAACCUUGAAAAAAUUGUUUAAAAUGACGUUACAUUUUUGAACCUCUGUGCAAAGAUGAAGUAAUUGUUUUGAUUUUGACAAAACAAAAUGAAUUGAAACUCAAGCUCCAAACGAAACAAAAGUUAGCUCACAAUUUUCAGGAGCCUGCAUCUGCGAGCACAACACGGCUGGAAAUACUUGUGAACGAUGCGCUCGUGGAUAUUAUGGUGAUGCCUUCAAGGGAACUGCCGAUGAUUGUCAGGUUUGUUUGAAAAAAAAAAUGAAUGGAUUUUUCAAAAAGUAAUUGCUUUCAGAAGUGUCCAUGCCCUGAAGAUGGACCUUGCAUUCUCCAUUCAGAUGGAGACGUUUUGUGUACGGAGUGCCCGAAUGGUUAUACUGGAAGAAGGUUAUCAUUAAAAAAAUUCACAAAAAAAGUUUCAACUUUGGAAACUUAAAAAUAUUAAAAAAAGUUUUCGACAAAUUUUGAGAAUGCUCCAAAAACUCAUGAAGUAUUUAUCCAGGUGCGACGAAUGCUCUGACGGCUACUUCGGCAAUCCAAAAGAUGGAAUCGAAUGCAAAGAAUGUGCUUGCUCCGGAAACACCGAUCCCAACUCGAUCGGAAACUGUGACAAGUUGGUUCACUUUCAACUAGAAUUCUUAAUAUUUUCAUUUUAGAGUCACUGGAGAAUGCAAGAAAUGUGUAUUCAACACUGACGGGUUCAAUUGCGAGAAGUGUAAGGCUGGAUAUUGGGGCGAUGCUCUUGCAGAACCAAAAGGAAACUGUCAAGCUUGCGGGUGAGAGUUGAGAUAAUUUUAACCUUAGCGGAAAAAGUGAAGGCAUAAUUUGCAAAUAUUUUCCGCUAUUUGAUAAAAUCAAUAGGCUUCAAAAUCAAAGUGAUCAAAAUUUUCAGUUGUUUCGUUCCUGGAACUGUCCGACCUAACAACGACUACACUCUUUUGGAAUGCCACCAAGAAGACGGACAGUGCGAAUGUCUUCCCAACGUCAUUGGAUUCAAAUGCGACCAGUGCGCGGUAAAUUAACAGUUUUUCAAACUCUUUAAAGAUUUUUUUAAUAUCUAAAGAAAAAUUCUUUAAUUUUUUUCAAAAUCAAUAGGCUUCAAAGUCAAAUUGAUCAAAAAUUUUUAAACAAAAACUUGAUCAUUGUGAAAAAAAUAACCAUCAAGCGGUAGAAAAAAAUGAAUUUUUCGCUCAAGCCUCGACAUAGUGAAAAAUUGCUUUUUAUAUCUGCUAAAUGUGUCAAUACUUUGAAAAUACCUCACUAAUUCGGUUCUGAUUUAUUUUUUAUGCUUUCCUUAACUCAUUUUAUUUCCUUUUUUAAAUCUCAGCAUCAAUCUUUUGAAUUUCAGCACGGCUUCUACAACAUCUCAUCUGGAGCUGGAUGCCAAGAAUGCAAAUGCGAUCCUCUCGGCUCGGAGACCGAUUCUUGUAACGCCUUCACUGGACAAUGCGUUUGCAAGCCUGGAGUCACUGGCCUGAGGUACAAUGAUGACUUUCUUUUUUUUCUCUAAAGGAUGUAAUCUUUUAGAUGCGACCAAUGCGAGCCGUAUCACUUCGGAUUCAGCGCCAACGGUUGCCAGCCAUGUGAUUGUGAACCAAUUGGUAGUGAAAGCCCUCAAUGUGAUGUGGCUACAGGUGAAAUAUUUUGUGCUUUAAAGAGAUUGACCCCUUGAAAAUUUUUUAAGAGAAAAAUCAGAUCGGGUUCAAACAGUUGUCAAAUAGUCUUUUUACUUUGAAUUGAUCGUGAAAAAAACUUUUUAACUAAAUAUUAAAAAAAUAAAAAUAACCCUUUUAGGCCAAUGUUUGUGCCGUGAAAGCGUCGAAGGACGUCGCUGUGACCAAUGCAUGGAGAAUCGCUACGGAAUCAACUCCGGAUGCCUUCCCUGCGACGACUGCUACACUCUUAUCCAGACCCGAGUCAACGGCUUCCGAGCCUCUCUCAAAAGCCUUGAUCAAACUCUCAAAGAAAUUAUUGAAAACCCAGCACCAGUGAGUGUUUAAACUUCAUUUCCUUCUAUUAGGAAACUUUUUUCAGGUCGAUGAUGACGAGUUUGAUAAGAAAAUCAAAGAAGUUGCCGAGGAAGUUGCCUUGCUUUCUGAAACGGUUACCAAGAAACUCGGUAAGAUUUUGGAACUCUGUAGGAGUAUACAAAGUUUUUGAAUUUUUUAGAGUACAGCGAAACGAGCAUGAUUUCUCAAGUUGCUCAACUUCGAAAGGAACUUUCUGAAGCUCUCAUUAGCGUGGAUGCUGUUGAUGGCUUUGUUAGUACUGCCGCUGAGGGGCUCCAAGGAGCCGCAACUGACCUCAAACGAUGGGAAGUUGUCAGAGGUAAAAAAUACUGAGCUAGGAAACUGAAAAUAAUAUAUUCGAAUUUCAGCCGAUGCUCGACGAGAGCUCCAAAGAGCUUUGGAGUAUUUGGAAGACGAAGGAGAGAAGGAAGUAGAGAAGGCGAUCGAGUUCCGUAAGAAGUACGGAGAGCAAAGCGAACAGGUAUAACAAUUCAACCAAAUCAACCUUAAUUAUUGAUUAAAGAUGUCCAAAACCGCUCAAAAGACUCGCGAAGAAGCGGAUAAGCACGUCAAAUACGCCGAAACUGUAGAGAAACUAGUCAAUGACACCAUCCAGAACGCCCAGAAAGCCAAUAAGGAAGCUAGUGAGGCUAUUUAUGGAGGUACGAAUCUUUGAAUCAAAAUCUCAAUAUCAAAAUAUCCAUUUAGGAGAAAGCCUUUCCCGACAAAUCGCCGAACUGAAAGAACGACAAUUUCAGCUAAAUGAAUCAUUGACGCGGUACACGAAAAGUUCUGAGUUUUUAAACUGAUUUCCGGUUUCAGUACUCUUUCUUUGGCUGAAGAACAGAAACAGACGGCUGAAGAAGCCAACAAACAAGCUGCCGUAUCUCUCACCAGCGUUGAAAGUGUAAAACUGCCUUCCGUUGAUCCGAAAGAGGUUUUUAUUCUUUUUCCGAGUAUUUCACUCUAUUUCAUAUUUUCAGCUCGAAGAUGAAGCUGCGUCUGUCUCUGAAGAGUCUCGUGCUACGGUUGCCAAUACUCAGAAGGAAAUCGAAACUGGGACGGGAGCUUUUCGACCAAGCGGAGAGAUUGAUGAUUGAAGCGAAGCUGGAGUUCCAGAAUACCAAGCAGCAUCAACAGGUUUGCGGAAGAAAUUGAAACCCAGAAAAAAAAAUUAUUCAGGACGUUGACAAAGAGAUGGCUAGCGUGGAUGAAGCUCGAGCUGAUGCUGAAAAGUCUCUGAAACUCGUCGAGGACACAUUAAGAGACGCUAAAGCAGAUUUGGAAGUCUUGAAUGGUGUGAAUAGCUUUCCGAGUCUUUACAUGGAGUUAUCUUAUAGAGUUUAACAAGAACAUUGACGAUUCUCGCACGGCGGCUGUUACCGAAAUGGAAAAGCACAGCGAUAUUGAGGAACUGCUGAAAAAGGCGGCUCAUAUCGCCGAAGAAGCGGAGGAGAAGAUUGGAGAUGCCGCUAAGAGGGCUGAAAAGGCGAAGAAUCUUGCCAAUGAAGCUGCUGACGACGUCAAGGCCGCUCAAGGAGUAAGAUUUCAGAAUCAAAUAAAUUUUAUUUUUGAAUUUUCCAGAAAGUCGACAGCGUCAAGGCCUUUGCCGGGGACAUCAAGAAGUCGGCCGAAGAUCUUCAAGGUAGCCUUUGCUUUCUUGAAAAAAUUCAUAGAAUUCUUUAGUCGAAGUCGAGCAACUUUUCGACGAGAUCAGUGACACGAAUAGCAGCUUGGUGUACUACAAGGAACAGGCCGAUGCGGACAAACAGGCCGCUGUUGAGGUCAGCCAGACUUCAUCUCUGAAAUGACGAGCUCGCUAGUUUUCAGGCUGUCAGAAAAGCCGCUCUUGCUGAGAAAACGGCCAAGGAGGCCAAUGAAACUGUGUCGAGCGAAGCUGGUCAGAUCAAGAAGAUCAUCGACACCCUUGGUAAAACUUUUUCAAUGCAUAAACCUAAUUCAAUUUAAUUUUAGAUGCUCUCGAUUACGUCAACCAAGGCGAUUUGGACGAAUUGGAAGCCGAAAUCGACGCUAUCGAUGAGAUUUUGUCCAAAGCGCAGUUGGAAAAAGACGUGAGUUUUGAGAAAGUUUUAAAAGUUUUUGAUUUGCAAUUUCAGGUGCCUGGCUUCAAAAGCUCUCAGGCCGAAGAAGAGAAGCGUAUCGAAUCGCUCAAGGCCGAAAUUGCGCAUUUGCAACGGGAAGUUGUGAAUCUGGAACAAAUUCGAGACGCCCUACCUACAAAGUGUUUCAACAUCAUCAGUCUGGAACAAGAAGGCCAGAAGUAA
This is a messenger RNA of Caenorhabditis auriculariae, 8748 nucleotides long. NCBI's taxonomy places the organism in Eukaryota, Metazoa, Nematoda, Chromadorea, Rhabditida, Rhabditidae. The record is from the annotation of a GenBank genome assembly.